UUUCGCCCCGUUCACAUUUUGGUAUUCCGUUCGCGUGACACGACCGUCGUAAGAGUGGAUCGUUGCACUUCUCGGUCCGUGUUCCGUGACGUUGCGAUUCAGUGUUUCUAUUUUGAAGUGCGUAAUGCGACGUGCCCCCGGAUCCGGGUGAAAUUGCGAGUGUUCAGUGCCUCCCCAGUUCCCACGGCGGGUUCUCACGUGAAUUUCCGCGGCCUGCGUACGCACCACUUCCGCUCGACUUCCCCAGAAACGUUUUUCCAGUUCAUUCAAAACCUCAGCAGGCGGAAGCACUCUGUCGAUCCUUGUUUACGCAGACCCCGCCCGAGACAGAAGAUCGGACCCGCGCGAGUACAAGCAGUGCAGACGUAGCGCGUGAACGUAAAGUGCGUGAGUCGCAUGAAUGUGUUCCGCGGUCGUGUGUGAAGGCAUCCCGUGGAAAACGCAAAAUGCAUUCCUUCAGGAGCAGUGAGUGUGUGCGUAGCAAGUACACGGCGUAGGGACCGUGACAACUGAGAAUUUCAUGAAUGAAAGAACAGAGAACGGUAGCAGCCAGCAAUUGCACUCUCCUUCACUCACCGCGUCUUCCGAUGCAGCUUCGACAGAGUCAACCAGAGGAAUCGGAGCGAGACAGAAUGGUCAGUUAUGGAUCCAAUAUGGCUGCCGAUGCACGCAAAGUUCGCGUUGAACAGCUAUUAAAAGUAAAAAUUGGUGAAGCGAAAAACCUAGCUGGACGUAACAGUAGCACAGGUGGCAACGCUGGAGUUCGGAAUGUCUUCGUUACAAUUGCAUUGGACCAAGAGGAGAUCUGUAGGACGCCCGCAAUCGAACGAACAUCAAAUACAUUCAUUGGCGAGGAGUAUACUUUUGAUAUUCCACGGAAAUUUCGAUAUCUAUCUGUCUACGUGUGGGACGGAGAUCGCCAUUUGAAACAAGACAAGCCAAUCGGCAAGGUGGCAAUCCGACGUGAAGAACUGCACACAUACAACCACAAGGAUCAUUGGUUCUCACUGAGACCUGUCGAUGCUGACUCGGAAGUGCAGGGAAUAAUUCACGUCCUCACCUCGUUUGAAUGCCAGAAAAAGAACGAUAACGAUGAAUGGCUGAGUUUCGAUGAGAAUCGAAGUAGCAUAAGUAGUAGAGGUGAUUUGUUAGGAUCAUGGCAGUCGCAGACGAAAAGGAGGACGCCUACACAUGUGAAGAUUAGGGUGCCGGAAUGCUCUGAUCUUGCGAAAAAGAAUGGAACCUGUGAUCCCUUUGUUACUAUUGUGGCAGAAUACACGAACAAUAAAAAGAUUACGAAACGAACAAAAGUCCGAAAGAAAACCGACAACCCAAAGUUUGACGAGAGUUUUUAUUUCGACUUAGUUAUAGACAAUGAAUGUAAGCAGGAUUCAAAUCACACCUACAGAAUCCAUCCUUGUGGCGGUGCCGAUUUGAAUCAGGUGGUGAUAAGUAUGUGGCAUGACACAUCCGUCAUGGGUGAGAAUGUGUUUUUGGGUGAAAUAAAGUUACCGAUGCGAGGUCAGCAACAGCAGAACGCUGUACAGCCGGACGCAUGGUAUUACCUACAACCGCGAACGAGUCACUCGAGGCCGAAUCGGUCUUGCGCCACACCACCCGGCACCCGUCUAAGCUGUGAUAAUUCCAUUGGAUCUCUGCGUCUUAAUCUAUUUUAUACUGCUGACCACGUCUUUCCUCUCGCCACCUAUGAUCGGCUAAUGCACCUACUCAUCGAAAGUAUUUAUCACAGGCCGACAAUGUCUAGCAGCGUGUAUAUCCUAGGCGAAGUUGUUCAAAACAAAGCAGAUGUUGCUCAGCCCCUUGUUCGACUGUUUACCUUUAAAAACCUCAUUGGACCCAUUAUAAAAGUUCUUGCCGAUCACGAAAUAUCACAUUUAACCGAUCCAACCACUAUUUUUCGUGGUAACACUCUCGUCUCGAAAAUGAUGGACGAAGCGAUGCGUUUAUCGGGUCUUCAUUAUUUACAUAAUACGUUGCGUCCAGUUCUCGAGCUGAUAUUUUCUGAGCGGAAACCAUGUGAAAUUGAUCCAACUCGUGUAACAGAUAAGAGUGCCAUUCGUACGAAUCUAUCAACUCUACAAGACUAUGUGGAACGUGUGUUCAAUGCAAUCAUAAAGAGUGCUGUACGUUGUCCAACUGUUCUAUGCCAAAUAUUUCACGAUCUCAGGGAAUGUGCAGCGAAACAUUUCCCAAUGAAUAAGGAGGUUCGAUACUCGGUGGUGUCAGGUUUUAUAUUUUUGCGGUUCUUUGCACCAGCAAUAUUGGGACCGAAACUAUUUGAUCUCACAACUGAAAAGUUGGAUCCCCAAACUACGCGGACACUUACGCUUAUUUCAAAAACGAUACAGUCGCUUGGAAAUUUAGUAAGUUCGCGAUCUGCUCAACAUACAUGCAAAGAAGAGUACAUGGAAGAAUUAUAUAAAAAAUUCUGCACGGAGAAACAUUUGGAGGCUGUGAAACAUUUCUUAGAAGUUAUCUCGACUGUUGGAACGAAUAAUAGUAAGGAGACUAUCCUGGAUCCAGUAUUAUUGAAAGAAGGAAAGGAGUGGAUGAUGACGAAACGAACACAUCGACAGAGACGCUUUGGACGACGGAAUUUUAAGCAAAGAUAUUUUAAAUUGACAACACAAUCAUUAAGCUAUGCAAAAUCAAAGGGCAAACGGCCUAUCUGUGAUAUUCCUUUGUAUGAAAUUUUGGCAGUCGAGAGGUCGCAAGAGCAAAGUUUCAAGCUGCAAAACAUCUUUCAGAUCAUCCGCAAGGACCACACCUUAUACGUACAAACAACGAACUGUGUUGAAGAGAAAGAAUGGUUCGAUCUCCUCAGCAAAAUCUGCCAAAGUAACGCUCAACGGUUGGAAUGUUUUCAUCCGUGCGCCUAUAUCAAUGGCAUGUGGAGUUGUUGCGAAUCGAGUGAUGGCAAUGCGCCCGGUUGUCGGCAGGUCUCGAAUAAACCCUUCCAAAUGGAGUUAGCAACCGCUCUAGAUCCUUCACGUGACUUACAACGUCUCCAUACACUUAUAAUAAGCCAUAGAAUAUCACUUGAAACUAAAUAUAAGGAUGACCCGGUUUGUCAAGAACUUCUUCAAGCUGCAUUUGAGUUGGAGGAGAUACAUCAUAAGCACAAACAACAACUACUUCUGCAGACGAAAUAUGGGAGUCAGAUGGCUCCGAUCGGAGAAGAUAAUUAUCUGAAUGUUAUGCGACAUCAUCAGCAGCAACAAAUACUACAACAACAACAGUAUCAACGAUUUUUCGUAGGCUAGCUAACGUGGCUGAAGAGGGCUCCUCAUCACUGUUAAGUAUGAGAUUGCAUAAGUGAUGCAAAAGGGUAGUAUUUUUAGUGAGCCAAAAAUCUCAGCUUUCUCGGAUUUCAUGUUUCGUUUUAAGAAAUUAUGAAUACCUUUCUUUUCUAAAGAAUGAGAAAAUUUCCCGCUGACAGCAUUGACGGAAGCGAGAGCAUUAUCUUUACGAUUACUUACUGCCAACAUCGGCACCCUUUGAUGUUUCACAAACCAACGAUUAUUUAGUGUUUCAAUCAAGUUUACGUUUAAGAUUUUUGAUGAAAUCAAUGAAUUAAUUUAUUUUCAUUAACUUUGAUUAUAUUUACUAUAAUAUAGUGUUUUGUAAAGUGCUCAAGUCCAUGCUGCCAGCGUCUCCAAUUCCGUUUCGGAACCUGAAUUUGUGUUCUUAUUUUUCAAAGCAUGAUUGAAAUAAAACUGAUAGAAACUAUCAAUUCUAUCGAGAUAAAACACCAAUUGAAAAACUAGUGUCAAUUACAUUCCAUUCACUUUUAUAUUCGUAAAAUGUUUUGUUGUUGCAAAUGCCAAGUAAAUGAAAUAUUUAUAACUAGAGAUGGGAAAUACCCGUCUUAUUUCCGUUCCCAGUUCAUACUUCCUCUCUAAUUACUUUCUUAGAUGUUAUCUCUUGCGAAGCAAGUAUUUAUUUUGCAAAGUUGAAAUUGAAAUGCGCUUAAUUCGCGCCAUAAGGCAAUAUCUUGUUUGUAUUUUGAUGUUUAUGACUGGCAAAGACAAUCAUCGACGGUAUUAUAUGGUUUUCACUAUCUUCCGCACGAAAACAAAAUGUGCAUUCAGCGUUAGAGUUGCAUCGCAGUAAAUGUAUUAAAAGUGCCCAUUCCAUUUAAACGAAAAGCAAUGUACAAUCUUCGGAACGCGAUGUUAAAGCUGAAAACAUAGUUAGGUGUAAUAUUUACAGUACAAUAUUUAAUGUUAGAUUGGAAGCGGAGAGUGGUCUUUUGCCGCAUUAGCACAGUUCGAAAAGGACCGAAACAGUCAUAAACACAAACUAAAAGCAAAGUUUCGUGAACUCAAAACCAACUUGAGCGUUCAUGUUCUAUUCUGCACUCCAGUAGAUGUAACCGAACUACUUCACAAUAAGCACAACAUUUACACGAAAUCAGUGCAUUUUUAUGAAAACGCAAUAAACGUCUUUACUAUCUUCUACAUACAAACUACUCGGCACAAACCGAAUAUAGAGUUUAUGUGUGUGUAAGUGUAUUAGCAUAUACAUAGGACGAUAAGAUGACCUUGUUGAGCAUCUUAAAUUUAUUUGACUCGAAUAGAAUUCUUCCCAACGUUUUGUUUUAGAUUGCUUAGUGCGUAGGAAUCUAGACGUAAUGACUACUCUUAAGCUACAUUCUUAACUCUAAUUUAUACAAAACGCAUGUACAUUCUCCGAAGAUAGGAAACCAUCAGUUCGUUUUUGUUCUGUAUUUUAUACUUCACACUAUUUAGAUUCGAAUUAAGGAAAUUGUUUUCGUUACUAAAAGAAAAGUUCAGAGAAGCAAUCCAGUAACAUUUCUUUUUGUUGUAAGUAUACGACGUUAAGUUUACUAUAAGAUGCAAAACUUCAAGAAAGCACACAAAAACUAACCUGAAAUGGACAAACGUUUAAUCAUAUUCGAAGUAUAACUUUGGAUCAAUGGAUUUCUUUCAGUUCGAAGCCAUUACGUUCUGUACUUUCUAGAGUCGUAGGAGGGAUACGAGAAUAUGAAACUGAAAUAAAAGAGCAAUGUAAAUGUCUGCGUUGAAUUAAGAGUAUAUCCCAAUUCUAUGUUCAUUGUUUUAAAUGUAUAUAAAUCUCUAUUUGUAUAAUUGUGUUUAUAUUUUUCACUGUAAAUAACCUUUUCGUCCUAUUAAGUUUCGUUUUUUACGCAUUAAAUUAUUAUUAUUCGAAUUAAGAUUUCUACAUACAAUACGAAUAUAUAUUUUUUGUACUGUAAUUUUAUUAACUUACCUAGUGAAUAUAAUUUAAGUAAAACUUUAAAAGCUA
Hermetia illucens (black soldier fly) is the source of this 5310-nucleotide messenger RNA. RefSeq names its product GTPase-activating protein (gene RasGAP1). The record is from RefSeq and is a predicted model, not a curated record. The coding region runs from base 525 to 3284 and encodes 919 amino acids. The transcript is spliced from 6 exons. Gene Ontology annotation, biological process: regulation of GTPase activity; intracellular signal transduction. NCBI's taxonomy places the organism in Eukaryota, Metazoa, Arthropoda, Insecta, Diptera, Stratiomyidae.